Messenger RNA from Chionomys nivalis (European snow vole), 699 nucleotides. It is a transcript of the gene Cd8b, whose product is annotated as CD8 subunit beta. The transcript is spliced from 5 exons. Gene Ontology annotation, molecular function: coreceptor activity; MHC class I protein binding. Gene Ontology annotation, biological process: regulation of immune response. Bases 49 to 699 code for a protein of 216 amino acids. The record is from RefSeq and is a predicted model, not a curated record. NCBI's taxonomy places the organism in Eukaryota, Metazoa, Chordata, Mammalia, Rodentia, Cricetidae. Gene Ontology annotation, cellular component: cell surface.
GAGCCCUGAGGGAGCCCUGAGGGAGCAAGUAUCCCCACGAGCGCCAAGAUGCAGCCAUGGCUCUGGCUGGUCUUCAGUGUGAAGCUGGCAGCUCUCUGGAGCAGCUCUGCCCUCGUUCAGACCCCCGGCUCCAAAACACUUCUAACCAGUCAAACAUUAGAAAUAUCCUGCGAAGCUAAUACCCUCCCUAAGACCUCACUCAUCUACUGGUUGAGACAGCGCCCGGGAUCCAAGGACAAGCGCUUUGAGUUCCUGGUCUCCUGGAAUCCUUCCAAAGGAAUUGCUGUGUACGGUGAAGGGGUGAAGAAGGAGCACAUGAUUGUGUUUUCACAUCUAAGCCGGUCCAUCCUCAACCUCACAAGACUGAAGCUGGAGGAUAGUGGCACCUACUUCUGCAUGAUGAUCGGGAGCCCCCAGUUGAUCUUUGGGAAAGGGACAGAGCUGAGAGUGGUUGAUGUCCUUCCUACAACUGCCCAGCCCACCAAGAAGACUGGCAUCAAGAAGAAACCGUGCCCAUGCACCAAAUUAAAGCCCCAGAAGGGCAUGACGUGUGGCCUCGUUACCCUCAGCCUGCUGGUGGCCUCCAUCCUUGUUCUGCUGGUAUCCCUGAGUGUGGCUGUCCACUUUCACUAUAUCACUCCACAGACCCAGGAGGCCAACGUGAGCCUCCACCUGUGUCUGCAGUCAGAUGAACCCUAG